AUGGCAUUGGAGCGUGCUAGCGAUGAUGAUAUGUCAAAUGAAGAUGACGACGAUGAAGAAGAUUUGGAUGCGCCAGCAACAAUUUCUAGAACUCGUGAGAACAGCAAUACUUCAUUUAGUGCUCGUGAAAGGACAAUCUCUGAGCAAAGUCGGCGUCGUCAAGAAAAUGCUACUGGUUUAGAUGAGAGUUUGGAUGAACAUGAAGGGGUUUGUUUAGUCGCGAAAAUUUUUUAA
This is a messenger RNA of Meloidogyne enterolobii, 234 nucleotides long. NCBI's taxonomy places the organism in Eukaryota, Metazoa, Nematoda, Chromadorea, Rhabditida, Meloidogynidae. The record is from the annotation of a GenBank genome assembly.